Molecule: messenger RNA, 579 nt
Organism: Protopolystoma xenopodis
Lineage: Eukaryota; Metazoa; Platyhelminthes; Monogenea; Polystomatidea; Polystomatidae
Source: the annotation of a GenBank genome assembly
AUGAAACUACUUACGAGUAGUCAAUUCACAACAAAUCGUCGGCUGCUUUUGUUGUGCUCUGACCUCUCGACGUACGGUACAGAAGAUCCUGACUUGAGAACUAUUGUUGUGCUGGAGGAGGAAAUAAUGCUUUUCAGUUUGCGCAUUCUUCGUAGCGGAACUGAGCCAGCCCUGACGGCGGAUGGGGCCCCUAUCGGACAAGAGAACGCCUACUCACUCCACAACAAAGACGAGUUCAGCCCAAGAAAGAGGUUUUCUGCAACUUGUCGUCCUGCCUGGCAGGUUCUGAUGCAGCCCCUCCAGUCUCCAUUUGCUGCCCUCACCCCCUCUCCUUUCAAGAGCACAUACUCACUAUCCGCCAGACCUGAACUGCGUCAGGGUGGGGCUCUUCAGUGUAUAGACACUCUGAUUCAACCUUGUCCUCUGGUCGACGCCCACCUCGAGGGACGUCUUAAGAUCAGCCAACCGGAACGAAGUCACCCUUGGCCGCACCGUAACGGCGACGUCUGCCACGGCCUGGCCGAUCGGGUCUCGCGUCAGCGACCUCAGCCGACAACCGACCGUGUUGGCCACAGCUGA